This is a messenger RNA of Fusarium poae, 1461 nucleotides long. RefSeq names its product Vacuolar protein-sorting-associated protein 30 (gene VPS30). The transcript is spliced from 2 exons. The record is from RefSeq and is a predicted model, not a curated record. Bases 1 to 1461 code for a protein of 486 amino acids. Gene Ontology annotation, biological process: autophagosome assembly; autophagy; cellular response to nitrogen starvation. Lineage: Eukaryota; Fungi; Ascomycota; Sordariomycetes; Hypocreales; Nectriaceae. Gene Ontology annotation, cellular component: phosphatidylinositol 3-kinase complex, class III, type II; phosphatidylinositol 3-kinase complex, class III, type I; phagophore assembly site.
AUGAAUUGCCAAAAAUGCCGUCAGCCUCUCCGGCUGGACGGUUCCCUCGAGGAUCUCAACCCAGCUGCCUAUGAUGUCCUUGUUGCUUCUGCAUCCCCGCAAACCCUCAAGAAAUCGCUUGUACCAAAUCCGCCGCUCGCGCAACCACAGGACCAAUCGCGGAAGUCACUAUAUGACAAGGUAUCACGCAAUGCAGGGCCGCCAACGUUCAAGCGCAAUCAUGGAAGUCAUCCUCGCGACUCGUCGAUGUCUUUCGUACUACUAUCCGAAUCGCAAAUGGCUCGACCAACCCCAUCGUCUGACCGUCCUACACCACCAGCAGUCCUGCGUCGCGCCAGCUCCAGCAAAAGCAAUGCGGAUAACCCUGAUGCGCCUAUGGGAAACGAAAUGGACAGAAUCAACCGUCUUUUCGACAUACUAUCGGCCCGGUCUGAUAUCGAUCAUCCAAUAUGCGUCGAAUGCACGGAAAUGCUUGUAGAAGGCUUGCAAAAGAAGCUCGAGACUGCCUCACGCGAAAGGGACUCUUACGCUAAGCACCUGAAAGAGGCAAAGACGAACAAACCAAGCGAGGAAGAUAUGAAGGUCCAGGAGGAAGCCCUACGAAAGGCCGAGCGAGACAGGACUGCAGCCAUGGAGGAACUUAAGAAAUUAGAGUUAGAAAAGACUUCACUAGACGAGGAUCUUGUACUCCUUGAAGAAGAGUCGCGGCAGCUGGACAAGGAGGAAGAGAAGUUCUGGAGAGAACGAAACGAUUUUGCUACCAGAAUGGCCGAUUUUCAGGCUGAAAGGGACAGCAUCAACGCCAAGUACAGCAAUGAUUCACAACUCCUGGAGAAGUUGCAACGAUCCAAUGUGUAUAACGAUACCUUUUGUAUCAGCCAUGACGGGAGCUUUGCCACGAUCAAUGGUCUUCGACUCGGGCGCUUAUCGAACAAACCUGUGGAUUGGCCUGAGAUCAACGCGGCUUGGGGGCAUGCUUUGCUAUUACUGGUGACAGUCGCGGACAAAUUGGCAUACAGGUUUGAUGGCUAUGACCCACAGCCCAUGGGCAGCACGUCCAGGAUUAUCCGAUACGAAGUUCCGAGCCCUUCAUCGAGCAGACUUGGCAGUCGUGCUGCUAGUGUACCCCCUAAGAAGCAUGUUCUCGAGUUGUACAGCUCCGGGGACAUGCCCCUUGGGCUUACCUUUAUGCAUCGACGUUUUGACAAUGCCAUGGUGGGCUUCCUAGAGCUUGUGCGACAGCUGGGCGCGUUUGUGCAUAGGCAAACUGACGCUACUGGCACGCCGCUUAGUUUGCCGUACAAGAUCGAUGGUGACAAAAUAGGGGACGUGAGCAUCAAACUCGGCAUCGCUCAAGAUGAUGGUUGGACUAAGGCGUGCAAGCUGACGUUGACAUGCUGUAAGUUUCUGCUUGCUCACGCCAGUAAUGUGACGUCCAACGCACGAAACGGGGGCAGUUAA